Messenger RNA from Sitophilus oryzae (rice weevil), 1467 nucleotides. RefSeq lists its product as uncharacterized. NCBI's taxonomy places the organism in Eukaryota, Metazoa, Arthropoda, Insecta, Coleoptera, Curculionidae. Bases 415 to 1467 code for a protein of 350 amino acids. The transcript is spliced from 7 exons. The record is from RefSeq and is a predicted model, not a curated record.
AAGGAAACCCUCCAUAUGUACUCCAAUUGAAAUGUCUUUAGCAGUAUUCCAAUAAAAACAUGGCAGUAAAUUUGUGGCGUCCGCCUAUUUUCAGCAUAAUUUUGAACAAUUUCUCAAAAAGUUAAAUUUCUAAGUGAAUAGGGAUAGUUUCUUUUCGAAACUAAAGCUAAAUGUGUGUCGUGAAACGUGGAUAUAUAAUACAUUUUUUCGGUAGUAAUUAAAAAUUGUAUAAGUAGUUUUUUAGGUCAAGAAAAUCUUGAAGGGUAGCUGCAUAAAAUAUAUUAGUAGAGUAUAUUGUGGCAUGUAUAAACUGAAGCUGGAUUACAAUUGGGAUGUGUAUUGUUUUGAAGGGUUUUCAGGAAGGAAGAAAUGGACUGGAGAGGGGCAAAGCCUCAGGUUUAAUGUUGGAGUGACAUGCAGUCUGAGCCAGGCCGCUACAUUAAUUCGGUAUCAGAUCUUCUCUACAGUCCAGACGAAAUCGAAUUUCUGCUCGAAGACAUCAGAGACCUGGAGCCGACAAAUUUUAAACCUGAAGAAAUUCAGGCUUCGUCCAGUAGGGCUGGCAUGCUCUAUGUGUUGCAGGACUUUGAGAUAGCCGGCAGCCGCACGGGGGCGCUGAGCGCCGAGUGUACGGCGGGGGAGGGUUGCGAGGAGUGCCUCGACUCACCGCUGGGCACAGUGAACUCCUGGGAUUCCCACUCGCACUACAGGCGGAGAGCCGCGUCGCCUGACCUGUCCCUGUACUCGGGGGUGAUCGUGUACUGCGACUACGCGCACUUGAAGACGACGACGGGAUUCCUGAGGCUGCUCUUGUUGGCAACAACUAUAGCAUGUCUGGCAUGCCUGUGUACGUCCGGAACUGUCAAAGUGGGACUGUUCAUGCUCCCUCUGGUGGGACGAAUCCGAUUCAUGAUGUUCGUCACUCUGUUAAGCCUAUUUGUCACGUGCCUAUUGCUGUUUCUUGAUAUUUCGCACACUGUAUACUUGUUUCCUUUUAACUGGGGAAAAGUGAAUGCAUAUUUGUACGUAAAUCUUAGCGUGUUGUUCCUCGUAGCUUCAUCAUUGAUAUUCCACAUGAUAUUCUCAUCAGAGGCCUUUGCAUGGGUCCCCAAAUGGACACAUCAUCAACUAUUAGUAACUGGGAGUCUGGGUUACGUCUGCUGCGUAGAAUCCGCCAUCAUCAGCCUAGUCCAUUGGUGCGGCACUUCGUCCAGGAUCUACGAGCCCGUAGGCGAGGACCCGAACCUCGACCUGCAGGAGCGACAGCCGUCGCCCAGUCCCGAGCACAAAGCGUCCAAUCAAACGAUGCACAACUACAAACCGGUGGCCGCGUCGGCGGCUGCGGUGGCGACCACCAACGCCAAUCAGCUGCAACCCCAGUCCAAAAAACCGGCAGCUGUCAACGUGGACGACGCGCAGCCUUGCUCGUCCAAAAGUUCCGAUCAUCCCUACAGGGUAGGGGCAUGA